AUGGUAUCGCAACCGCGCUUCCACCCCUGCUACGGUGUCAAGUGCCCUCACGUGUCCAAGUGCGCGUUGCAGGGCGGUGCAGUGGUGUGCAAAUGUCCUGCUCCCUUCAAGCGCCUGAUCAACAACCGGUGCUCAUCUGACGAUUAUCCCAACUCCGACUAUCUCGACCCACACAACGCUGCCAGGGCUGCUGUGGGUGCCGUGCCCCUCGAGUGGGACGACGCAGUGGCUGAAACAGCCCAGGCGUGGGCCGACAAGCUAGCCAGCGACAAUAACUGUGGCCUCGAGCACGGUGGCAUGGGGGAGGGCGAGGGGCAGAACCUCUCAGGCGCGGGUCCGGCUGGGUGGGCGUCGAACAGUGAUGCAGUGCAGUGGUGGGUGGGCGAGGGGAAAUGGUACAAACGUCCACCUGCUGUCUUCCCUGCUGGCUGCAUUGGUGGCGACUGGGGCAGAUGCGGCCACUACACGCAGGUGAUUUGGAACAACUCCCGCAAGGUGGGGUGUGGCAAGGCGUCGUGUGGCGAGGACAGCGACGUGUGGGCGUGCAACUACUACCCCGCGGGCAACUUCGUGGGCGAGCGCCCUUAUGCCCCGGACCCCUGCUUCCGAGCCCUCUGCCCCUCUACGUCCACAUGUGCUGCUGUGGAUGGCAAGCCCGUCUGCCUGUGUCCGCGGGGCCAAGUGCUGGUCAAUGGCAGCAAAUGUCAAGCAGACCCAUGCAAAGGCGCGGCUUCUUGUGCUGGGGACUAUGUGUGUGACGGCACAUCGGGUGCGGCCAAGUGUGUGUGUCCCAAGGGCACUGUGCAGAUCGCCCCCAACACAUGCCAGGCGCCUUCGUGCAAGGGAGUGAAGUGCCCGGCCUCUGCUCGCUGCAGGGCUGACAGCAACGGCAUCCCCUUCUGUGCCUGCCCUGCCUCCCAAUCCCUUGUCAACGGUGCAUGCACUAAAGCCGGACCCUCCACAGUCACCACAAGCAUCGUUCUCUUCAACCGCCCGUCCUUCGCUGGCACUCCCAUUGUGCUCCGAGGCCCCACUCCCGACACCGACGAUCCCACUGGCUGCGUCAACAUCCCCGCCCCCAUGGCCGGGGCUGUGGGUUCCCUGAAGAUUCUUUGGGAUGCUCCUGAUGGGGCUAAGGGGGCGAGGGUCACUUGUGGGAUGAUGUGGUUUUGGAAUGAUGCGGAUUGCUAUGGAGGGGCGCCAGGUUGGGGCAGACCCGACAACAAUGUUACCAUCGCCAAGACCACCGAGGGAGGAGUUGCGGAGGUAAAAGCAAUUAGCUGCGGGUCAUAA
Messenger RNA from Closterium sp. Yama58-4, 1293 nucleotides. The record is from the annotation of a GenBank genome assembly. Lineage: Eukaryota; Viridiplantae; Streptophyta; Zygnematophyceae; Desmidiales; Closteriaceae.